CUAAUUCUUCUUUUUAUUAGUUAAGCCUCCAGCACCAAGAAACCUAACCGCYAUCAACAUCAAGAAAACAUCAAUGACCAUUCACUGGAGCCCWCCCCUUUACCACGACACAUACAGCGUAGAAAACUACUUAGUUAAGUACAAACAGUUCAGCAAUUCUUGGAAGAACCUUGAAGCUGGUGGACAGCACUCGAACACCUUGUUCCUGGAAGACUUAGAACCAGAUACGUCAUAUUCUAUCAAGGCUGGUGCUGUGAAUCACGUGGGUGAAGGAUUACCCAGUAAUGUGAUUGAAGUGAAAACRCACUCUGAUUUCUGGAGUACAUUCACCAAGGUUUUUGUCCCCSUCUUUGUACUGUUGUUGCUUGGUGUGAUUGUACUUCUUUAUAUACGACGCCGACGAGCGAGAACAGAAGCCAAGCUGGCGACCACAGAAGUGGAAGGAAAACGAUGUUAUGACGACUUUCAUGACGGAGAAAAAAAGAUCGAGUGUGGCGGAGACGCACUGGAAAUGGUAGAACUACCCUUGCGAUGUAGAAGUAUUCCACGUGACAAUCUUGUUCUUGAUAAAGAACUUGGCUCUGGUCAGUUUGGUGUGGUUUACAAGGGAUUCUURAAGGAGAAGGGWGAAGAUGAAGAUUUGCCGUGUGCUGUCAAGAUGUUAAAACCUGGUGCAUCUGAGAGUGAUUACCGGGAUCUGUUCAAUGAACUUGAGAUCAUGUGUUCUGUGGAAGAGCAUCCAAAUAUUGUCAACCUGCUUGGUGCCUGCAAGGGAGGAGGUGGACCUUUGUACGUGGUUGUGGAGUUCGCAGAGAAUGGAUGCCUGCUUGAUUACAUUCGGGAAAACAGAAUAACUACCAUUGAUGAUGAUGGGAACAAGGACGAAGCGUCAUCAUUGGACAACCAGGAAAAGAUUAGAAUUGCUUUGGAUAUUGCUAAUGGAAUGAAGCAUCUAGCAAGCCACAAGUGUGUUCAUCGUGAUUUGGCCGCUAGAAAUGUUCUGCUUGGAAAGGACAGGAUCGCUAAAGUAGCUGACUUUGGCCUCGCAAGGGAUGUGUACGAACAAGGAUUCUACGAGAAAUCGAGUUCUGGGGGUAAACUGCCAGCCAAGUGGAUGUCAAUUGAAGCACUUGAGACACUGAAGGCUACCUCAGAAAGCGAUGUGUGGUCUUUUGGYGUUUUGCUGUGGGAAAUAGAGACUGGAGGUAAAAUGCCAUAUGCUGGACUAUCCUACAUGGAUCUAGUCAAAGCUCUCAAGUCCGGUGUAAGACUACAAAAACCAAGCAGCUGCUCCGAUGAAUUGUACUCCAUCAUGAAAGACUGCUGGGAAGCGAACCCUGAAAAACGUCCGAAGUUCGAAGUCCUCACUCUUGUUCUUGACAAUCUUUUAAUGGCUUUCAUGGAAGACUGCUGAUAGCUAGUGCGCGUGCUCAGAACAUAUUAACAAAAAAGCGGUUUCUUCUAUCAGAUAACUUGAUGACGCAUUAUUCUUUGUAAUCAAAAUGACUGAAUAUCAGCAAGGGUUCCAGUCCCGAGACUUAGUUUGAAAUAGUUUGAACCCUUUAGCGGGUUACUAGACAUUUAUAACUCGACAAAAUUGUUUAGCAAUAUAGCAAUCUUGAUAAGCAGCGAUAAAUAAAACGGGGCGGAUCUAGGGAGGGGARGGGGAAUUGGGACGCGACCCCAUUUCAGUCUGAGAUUUUUUAUUUAUUUUGUUGUUGACCAAAAUAUCCCCCAGAACGCAGGGAAUAGCAUAUCUUGUAGCCACAUUAUAAAAUAUUUCUUGAUAGCAUGCUCCCAGAUCUCCUUUGGUUUCGUUUCGUCGAAGUUAGCUGUGAGGUUCCAGAACCUCUAACGCCGAAUUUUUUUUCAAUCCCCUUUAUCAGAUUCCUGGAUUCGCCCAUAAUAAUAAUCUUUUUAUAGAGCCGUUCCCAAUUUCUUGGAAAUGCACAAGAGAAAUUUUAAUUGCCCAAUAAAGWAAAGUUAAGAAAGCUUAAUACCGUAAAAUCCUGGUUCUAAGCCCAUACUUGGCUAGUCUGCUGAUGCAAAUAUCCCUUAUAAUAGUCCUCCCGGUUAUACAAGUAUAUGAGUAUAUGGGAUUUUACAGUAUGCAUAGAAUUCAAUUCUAUUCAAAAUAUUAGUAAAAACUGCAAAUAAUAUUUAAGAGACUUUUUUGAGUUCGGAAUCAUGAUGAACUGUAUACAGAGUCGUGCUYAUAUCGCAAGGUAAUUUGCUUGGUUUUAAACAGACGAUAAUAAAAAACGUUUUAGAAUCUCA
This is a messenger RNA of Actinia tenebrosa (Australian red waratah sea anemone), 2277 nucleotides long. RefSeq lists its product as uncharacterized. Gene Ontology annotation, biological process: protein phosphorylation; homophilic cell-cell adhesion. Gene Ontology annotation, cellular component: plasma membrane. Gene Ontology annotation, molecular function: protein tyrosine kinase activity; protein binding; ATP binding. The record is from RefSeq and is a predicted model, not a curated record. NCBI's taxonomy places the organism in Eukaryota, Metazoa, Cnidaria, Anthozoa, Actiniaria, Actiniidae.